Molecule: messenger RNA, 552 nt
Organism: Cetraspora pellucida
Lineage: Eukaryota; Fungi; Glomeromycota; Glomeromycetes; Diversisporales; Gigasporaceae
Source: the annotation of a GenBank genome assembly
AUGAGAAAUACUUAUAUGCGAGAUGGUACUUUACAAGAAAUAAAUUAUUCUGAUGGCACACCAAAAGGAAUGUAUCAAGUUCUUGAAGAAAGAGUUUUAACCUACUCUAAUUUAAAAAAAAUUUGCUUAGAUUAUAAAAAGCGAGCUCCUCAGGAACGUGAUUGUUGUGCUAUACGAAUUUUAAGCCUAGAACCAGAUUUUGCUAACCAAAAAUCACUUCUUGAAGAAAUUGUCAAAGAGGCAGGUCACAAAAUUAUUUUUUAUCCAAAAUUCCACUGUGAAUUGAAUUAUAUUGAGAGUUAUUGGGGUGCAGUAAAAGUUAAUACAUGUGCUAACUAUGAUUAUAGCUUUAAAUCUUUAAAAAAUAUUGUUCUAAUGGCUCUUGAUUCGGUUCCUUUAAUUCAAAUUCGAAAAUAUUCAAGGCGUUCACUACGUUAUAUAAGUGCAUAUAGACUAGGAUUAUCUGUAAAACAGGCUGCUUUUGCUGUUAAAAAAUAUAAAUCUCAUAGAAGAAUACCAAAUAAUAUACUAGAAGACCUGAAUAUUGAAUAA